Molecule: messenger RNA, 762 nt
Organism: Didymodactylos carnosus
Lineage: Eukaryota; Metazoa; Rotifera; Eurotatoria; Philodinida; Philodinidae
Source: the annotation of a GenBank genome assembly
AUGAAACAUUCACGAGGGAUAUUACUUAGUGGACCACCAGGUACCGGAAAGACACUGAUUGCUCGAACAAUAUGUGAAGUUUUAAGAGUAAAACCACAGAUUGUCAACGGCUCCGAAAUAUGUAACCAUUUGUUAGGAGAAUCCGAAGCAAAAAUAAGACAUUUGUUUCAUGAAGCAGAAUUCGACGCAGAAAAAUAUAGUGCGAACAGUGAUCUACACAUUAUUAUUUUUGAUGAAAUAGAUGCACUUUGUAAAACGAGAUCAACAACUGGUGGUGGUAUCCGUCACACAGUCGAAGAGAAUGCCACUACACACUUGUUGACGAAAAUUGAUGGUCUUAAUCAACUUAAUAACUUCUUAAUUAUUGGUACGACAAAUACGAAAGACUCAAUUGAUCCGGCUCUUAUCAGACCAGGUCGAUUAGAAAAUGUGAUUAAAAUUGGUUUACCUGAUAGUGACCAUCGAUUAAAAAUAUACAAUAUCGACACAAAGUUAAUGCUUCAAAAUGGGAUUUUAGAUGAUGAUAUUGAUAUUGCAAGAAUCAUUCGGGGAACAAAUGGGUUGACUGGUGCACACGUGGAACAAGUUGUUCGUCUAGCAACUAACAAUGCAAUUCGUCGAGAUGUACUAGUGCGUGGCACUUUGGAUAUAGAUGAAUCUUUAGCAGAAGAAUUACACGCUAAAAAUAUAGAUUUUAUAAACGCCUUAAGAAUACUUCCAACCUUACCGUCAGAUUUUUAUAAACAACAACAAAAAGAUUAA